GCACGGCCCGGUUCUCGACGGGUGACUGCUCAGGAGCCAUCCACGAUUUCCUGGAGGCGCGAUCCUUGUUGCAACACCUGGGCGCAUGGCCCACUGAGGACGGCUUGGAGCUGCUUAGAAAUCUGGGCCUCGCCUUGCGGAAGCAAGGUGAUGUCCUGGAUGCUGCUGCAGUCUUCCAGGAGGCUCGACGAAUUCGUGAGCAGCUCGGGACGCUCACAACACCGGCGGGCGCCAGGCUUCUGACGAACUUCGGCGUAGCGGUCGCAUCCCUCGGGCGCUGGCACAGUGCUCUCGAGUCCUGCGAGGAAGCAUGGCGAAUCCACGAGGCGUGUGGCACGUUGGACUCCCCCGAAGGUGCUGGGCUCCUACUGAACAUCGGCUGUUUUCGGCAGAUGCUCGGCGACUUCACCGGAGCUCUCCGUGCGAUGGAGGGCGCCAGGGAGAUCAGAACCCGCACCGGCACAGCGAGCUCCAUUGAAGCGGCGGAGCUGCUGCGGGCGAUGGGCAGCGUCUACUUGGCCCAAGGUGAAGCCGAGAAGUCGCUGUCGCACUUCCAGCAGUCGAUGGCUUUGCGAAAUAAGCUUGGCCUGAAGCGAACGGUGGGAGGCGGCGAGCUUUCUCGCAACAUUGGUUUAGCACAGACACAUCGCGCAGAGCUCGGGGAGGCCACGAAGGCCUUCGAUGAGGCCAUCGACAUUUGCUAC
Symbiodinium sp. CCMP2456 is the source of this 704-nucleotide messenger RNA. Lineage: Eukaryota; Dinophyceae; Suessiales; Symbiodiniaceae. The record is from the annotation of a GenBank genome assembly.